AUGUGCUGCUCUGCGGCAGCGAUCAGCACGGGCGAUCAGCACGGAGUGAAGGUCCUGGAGGCAGCAGAGCGUUGGUGGUGUGGGUUAUCGCAGCAGCAGCAGCAGCAGAUUGCUGCUGCUCACUUCUCUUCUGCUGCUGCUGCUGCUGCUGCAAGGGGGGAAGCAGCAGCAGCAGCAGCAGCUGCUGCUGCUGCUGCUGCUGCUGCAGAGGGGAACUGCAGCAGCAACAUCCCCUGCUGCGUCCCCGUUAAGUGGUUCGUUUUGCUGCUGUCUAGACAGGCGCAGACAUACACCCCAAAUCCAGACGUAUUGCUGCAACUGCAACUGCAGCAGACACAGAAACAGCAGCAGCAACAGCAGCAGCUGCAGCAACAGCAGCGGGAAGUUGACGUGCUGCAGCACGGGCUUCAGCAGCAGCAGCAGCAGCAACAGCAACAGCAACAGGACCUGCCGCCUCAUGCUGCAGUUGCUGCUGCUCUGUGGAAAGCCCUAAAGGACAGGCAGCAGCGGGAAGUUGACGUGCUGCAGCACGGGCUUCAGCAGCAGCAGCAGCAGCAGCAGCAGCAACAACAGCAACAGGACCUGCCGCCUCAUGCUGCACAGACACAGAAACAGCAACAGCAACAGCAGCAGCUGCAGCAGCAGCAACGGGAAGUUGACGUGCUGCAGCACGGGCUUCAGCAGCAGCAGCAGCAGCAGCAACAGCAACAGGACCUGCCGCCUCACGCUGCAGUUGCUGCUGCUCUGUGGAAAGCCCUAAAGGACAGGGGGUUUAUAUACCGUGCUCCGCUGCAGCAGCAGCAGCAGCAGCAGCAGCAGCAACAGCAGCAGAACGCACCGCCUAAAGGAGCAGGCGGAGAGGAAGAGGCGGACGUCUGGGAUGUGCAGGAGCAGCAGCAGCAACAGCGCAGCAACAGCAGCAGAACGCACUGCCUAAAGGAGCAGGCGGAGAGGAAGAGGCGGACGUCUGGGAUGUGCAGGAGCAGCAGCAGCAACAGCAACAGCAGCAGCAGCAGCAGCAACAGCAGCCGCAGCAGCAACAGCAGCAGCAACUGCAGCAGCAACAGCAGCAGCAGCAGCAGCAGCAGCAGCAGAGGUUUUCUGCAGCAGCAGCAGCAGCAGCAGCAGCGGCAACAGCAGCAGCAGCAGCAGCAACAGCAGCAGCAGCAGCAGCUGCAACAGCAUGAGCUCCAACAACAGAAGCAGCAGCGCCAGCAGCAGCAGUACCGUCAAUUCGGACGCCAGCAGCAACAACCCCAGCAACACUACCCGCAACAGCAGCAGCAACAGCAACAGCAGCAGCAGCAGCAGCAGCAGCAACAGCAGCAGCAGCAGCAGCGAUCGCCAGGGUUUUCUGCAGCAGCAGCAGCAGCGGCAGCAGCAGCAGCAGCAACAGCAGCAGCAGCAGCAGCAAGAGGUGCGGCAGGAGCAGCUGCAACAGCAUAA
Messenger RNA from Eimeria mitis, 1446 nucleotides. RefSeq lists its product as uncharacterized. NCBI's taxonomy places the organism in Eukaryota, Apicomplexa, Conoidasida, Eucoccidiorida, Eimeriidae. The transcript is spliced from 8 exons. Bases 1 to 1446 code for a protein of 481 amino acids. The record is from RefSeq and is a predicted model, not a curated record.